CCAGUCGCUAAAUCUGACGAUUUAUUUACUUUUUACUAAUAGCCAUAUACAUGUAUACUGUCUCCAACUUGCAUCUCAUCUAUAUAUGGUUUAAAUGCUUUCGGCUAAAACGGAAUACACCGAUCAGCUUACCGAAUAUAGUUUCACAAAAAAUGGCGCUUUAGGAAAUAUUUUAGUGUAAAUUGUGAUCUAAGAGAUAUUAAUUUUAGUGGUUUACAAUUUUGGAAUAAUGAGUUUCUGGAGUUAAGGAAAAACAAAUAUUUUUCGGAGGAUUUAUAAUGGAUCGAAAUCAUCGAUAUCACUUGAAAGGUGUGCUUCUGGUUGUCUUGCUAGGCACCUCGACUGCAUCACCUCCUUCGGUGUCGGUACACCGGGAAAACGACGACACAAACCCGCAACUCGGAGACAAUGUCGUUCUUGAGUGUGAAGCUGAUGACUUCGAUGAAAAGGAUGUCGUCUUUAAAUGGACGUUUAGGAACAUGCAAAUUGGAAAUAUGUCCUCCCGGGGGAAAUACAUGGAAGAGCUGGAUAGUUAUUACUCACACCUGACUAUUCAUGACAUAGGCCAUGCUGACCUGGGACAAUAUGAAUGUUUUGCAAGUAGUAGCGCAAAUGGACAGCUGUCGGACAAGUUCAACCUGGAUUUCGAUUUUAGUCCAGCACUUAACAUGAGCAAACGCCAAGUAAACAUCGGUGAUGACGUAACCAUGUCAUGCAGACACAAUCUGAAUCAGGGGGAUUGGAAAUUCGAGGACAAAAGAGGUAUUAUUAUUUCGUCGGCUGAAUACAUUCAGCGAUUUGUAAACCAUGUGACAAGCUUGGGCGCACCUGAAUAUAUGAAGAACAUAGCGCUGAAAAAUGUAACUCUGGGGCAGAGUGGAAACUACAGUUGUUUCAAUAAAAACGGCCAGGGAAAGGAAGCUAAAACUGCAUUAGACGUCCUUGGAAUGGAGAUCAAUUGCGAUAUAAGCCAGGGCGUUAUGGUUUUCACUGAGGGUAUUGAUGCUAAAAUUGUUUGCACUGUCCAUGCAAAUCCGGAAAUUGAAGGAGACCCUGGUGUUAGCUUGACAUGGAGAUCUAGUGUUGAUGACGGCUCGUUUGACAAUAUACCAAGCGAUGUUUGCAGUGUAGGUAUGAAGCCAGGACUCCCUUUAACUUGGACCCUAACAAUAGAUAUAAAAGGGAAAUAUGUGUAUCGGCUAGACAACAAACGCAUUAAAAUCCAAAUCAAGGACCAAUACGUAUAUAUCAAUAUACAAAUACAGAAACCCUGUCAACAGUCGUGUGGGCCAAAUACGAAGUGUGACAUGAAAGGGCAAUGUUCGUGUACGCCCGGAUUUCGUCCCAGCCCUGUCGGUAUCGGCACAGGAUGUGUUCCAGAAGGAAAUGAGAGUACGACACCAGGGCGAUCCGAAUCGGACGAAGAGGACGAUGGAGAUGAGUGGGGUAUGUCAGGUGGACAGGGUGGUGAUAAGGACAAGGACAAGGACGAUGAUGCCGUGGUCGUUCGACACACCUCCGUGGCCACAAUCGUGGGCUCAACCUUCGGAGCGUUGGCUAUGGUACUCCUUGUCCUGCUGUUGUAUAUAUGCUAUCGUCGGUGGAAGAAAAAGGCGGACACGCAAAAGAUAAACGGUGGCACCUACACAGACCCUAGCGCUCUGUACCAGUAUGAGUACCACUCGGAGGCGAACCUGAUGAAAGACAACCCAGCCUUCACGAACCCCGCGUACGGCCAGAUGCCCAAACAAGUCGCUAGGAAAGAGAACACAUAUGUUAGUCUGCGGAAGGACGAGCUGGAAUUUCCCCGGGAGAACCUCCAGCUUGGUGUGGACCUGGGCCAGGGCCGCUUUGGGAAGGUGAUUCAGGCCCGGGCUCUUAACAUUUCCGGGAACGGGAAGUGGACACAGGUUGCGGUCAAAACAUGCAGAGGUACCGCCACUGAUUCAGAGAAACAGGAUUUAUUCCUGGAACUUGAGAUUAUGAGGAAGAUUCCACUUCACCCGAAUGUUGUGACUCUCUAUGGAUGCUGCUCCAAAUUAGAUCCACUUUAUAUCAUACUCGAGUACGUUCAAAGGGGAAGUUUGAUGAACUAUCUCCGCCAAUGCCGCCCAAGCAGUCGCAUGUCACGUGGUAGUACGAUGACGUCAGUUACUACGUCAUCAAGCUUCAUGGAGCCACGUGCAAAAGAUCUCACCAUUUUUGCUCUACAAAUCUCUCGCGGAAUGUCACACAUUGCAAACCUAGGCAUAAUCCACCGCGAUCUCGCAGCACGUAAUAUUCUUCUGGCCACGGAUUUCACGUGCAAGAUCUGUGAUUUCGGCCUUGCACGUGACGUUGAAGGCAUCGACGUGUAUGAGCGCACAUCCAAGGGACCGCUACCAAUCAGGUGGAUGGCACCGGAAGCGCUCGCUGACAACAUGUUCACUCGCAAAAGUGACGUCUGGUCGUACGGCGUCCUGCUGUGGGAGAUUGUCACGCUCGGCGCCACGCCGUACGCCGGCGUAGCGGCGAUGGAGGUGAUGAGAAAGGUGAUGCAAGGGCAGUAUCUACAGCGUCCCCUGCACUGUAGGGAGGAAAUGUACAUGCUAAUGGAGAAGUGUUGGCAGAAGCCGGAGGACCGGCCGAGUUUUGCGGACAUCGUGGCCCACCACGAGGCCCUCAUGGACGAUGACUACAUACUGCUUAGUGAUUAUGAAGAAUCCGACUAUGGCUGGCUCGACUCUUACACCAUGGAUGAGAGAGUUUAAACAGAUAAAAAAGGACUUCGAUAUGUGUAAAAAUAUCUACAUGAGAAGUUAUGGGGAUGAAAAAGGACUUUGAAAUGUGUAAAGCUAUUUUUCAUAAUAAAAGGGUUUAUUGCUAUGAAAAAGGACUUGGAAAUGUGUAAAAAAAAUAUAAUGAAUGAGUUUACAGAGAUUAAAAAGCAUUUCAAUUUGUGUAAAAUAUUUUCAUAGUGAGAGGAAUUAAACUAACGGCACUUCA
Mya arenaria is the source of this 2985-nucleotide messenger RNA. RefSeq names its product proto-oncogene tyrosine-protein kinase receptor Ret-like. Gene Ontology annotation, molecular function: transmembrane receptor protein tyrosine kinase activity; ATP binding. The coding region runs from base 279 to 2750 and encodes 823 amino acids. NCBI's taxonomy places the organism in Eukaryota, Metazoa, Mollusca, Bivalvia, Myida, Myidae. Gene Ontology annotation, cellular component: signaling receptor complex. The record is from RefSeq and is a predicted model, not a curated record. The transcript is spliced from 20 exons. Gene Ontology annotation, biological process: multicellular organism development; cell surface receptor protein tyrosine kinase signaling pathway; positive regulation of kinase activity.